CUUUUCAGAUUGAUGAAUCAAAACCCCUGACAGCGAUUGAAAUACUGGCAGUGCAGAUUAGUCCUUUCUACUGAACACUUGCACUUCUUUAACUCGGGUUCGCCCCUCGACAUGGAUCCCCACGAAGCGCCAUCGCCCUCAAUCAGCCGAGGACGCGUCUUCGAGUCCGGUGCUCCAGGCGACGGGGAGACGGGAGAAAUGGAUUCCCAAGUUCCUUUGAUGAACGAAUUCUCCAUGGUCAAUGUUCCGCAUUCCGAUUUCGAAAUCCCACCUCCUGAAGGCGAAGUUCCACCUGCCAUUCUCGAGACGCAGCCGAUCGGGAAGGAACAAUAUGUCUUCCAUUUCAUCCACAGUCUAACAUACUACAUGAUAUUCUUCCUUUUUGUUUCAUCAUAUGUCGGCAUCCGUCGAUAUGAAGGAAACCGAAUACAAAGGGAAUUGACAGCCGAGGCGAAGGAAUGGCUGGAACGACUCCCGACUGUUCCUCGGAUAAAUGAAACUAGGAGCAUUUUCAUUACUGGGUUUCGGCGGAGCGGCUCGUCCAUCACAGCCAGGAUCUUGUCAUCACAUCCUUCUGCCAUAUACUUUUUCGAGCCCCUCAUGUCAUUCAUGGACAUAAAUGAUGAGGUACCCUUCGACGGAGACGUUUUGAAAAGGCUCAUUCACUGCAAAUUCCAGGGAACGAUCCCACGUCUGUCGGUAUAUCGCUUCCUGGCCUCUUUUCCACUUGGAAUAUUCCCAUACAAGGAAUUCCUCUAUGGAAUGAAAAUGGAAGCCAUGAAUCCUCUCCAAUUCUCACGGAUGGCGAGGAACGAAGCCUUCAUGGAACAACAUUGCUCCAGGCAUUCCAUCCGCGUCAUCAAGGAAGUGGAAAGAUUCCCAUUGCAUAAACUCGCUCCUCUAUUGAAGGAAGUGGAGGACAUGAGAGUCGUCCACCUUUGGAGAGAUCCCCUAUCCAUCUGGAAAUCCAGGUUGGACGAGUACUGGUGCUGCGGAUCGUGCCGAAACCUGACACAUGUCUGUUCUGUUGUGUCGAAGGAGUUGCGUGAAGGAUCGGACUUCUCCAAGGCCUUCCCCGGCCGGUACGUCGAAUUGCAUUAUGAGGACAUCGUCGAAAGACCUGUGGAAACGAUUGCGGCCGUGUAUUCCCGCCUCGGGAUUCCUUGGCACCAGUCAGUAGAGGAUUUCGUGAAAAAGCAGGCGAAGAAAAAGAAAAAAACCUCCACUCCAUCCGUUGAUAUCCCUCCGAUUUGCAUCACAGUUCGGAAAGAACUUAAACGACGGCGCCUGAAUGCCAGCAUGAUGAAGCACAGUCGUGACUCGGUAAGAAUUUCUUGAACUGCAUUUUCUUGCGAGCGGAGCAAAGUACCACGGAAGCAUGAAACCCACCAUAUUUCAUGGACAGUAUUAAACUCAUUAUCAUGGACGACUAAGACAGAGAGAAAGAGUUCGUGCCAGAGACUGCUAAAAGGAAUCGGUUCUAGAUUCGCAGCCGUGGUCAUCCUGUGAGUGGAAAUAUCCCUCUGAUGUGCUUUUCUCGAUGUUCUGGAGAGAC
Messenger RNA from Darwinula stevensoni, 1555 nucleotides. NCBI's taxonomy places the organism in Eukaryota, Metazoa, Arthropoda, Ostracoda, Podocopida, Darwinulidae. The record is from the annotation of a GenBank genome assembly.